Megalobrama amblycephala (Wuchang bream) is the source of this 2755-nucleotide messenger RNA. Its product is annotated as macrophage mannose receptor 1-like. Lineage: Eukaryota; Metazoa; Chordata; Actinopteri; Cypriniformes; Xenocyprididae. The coding region runs from base 1 to 2388 and encodes 795 amino acids. The record is from RefSeq and is a predicted model, not a curated record. The transcript has 9 exons.
AUGCUUCUGCUUCUGUUAUCAGGAUUUAUCAGCUUCGGCUUGAGUGUCCCUCGUCAUUAUGUCUUUGUGAAUGAAUCCAAGACUUGGGCAGAAGCUCAGAGAUACUGUAGAGAUAAAUACUCUGAUCUGGCCACUAUUGAAAAUGAUCAAGAGACGAUCCAGUUAAUGGACACAGUGAAUGAUGAUUCCAUUGAUUUGGCCUGGAUUGGACUCUAUGAUGAUCUGAACAGCUGGAAAUGGACUCUAGAGGACAGUGAUUACAGGAACUUCAGUAAUCAACCAGACAACAGUGGUGGGAAUGAACUGUGUGUUUACAUGGAUUAUGAUGGCAAAUGGUAUGAUAUGUCAUGUGACAACAUGCUGCCAUUCAUUUGCUAUGAUGGCAAAGAAAAUGCCACACAGAGUUACAUCAGAAUCAGUGAUGAGAAAACCUGGUCAGAGGCUCGUAGAUACUGCAGAGAGCAUUACACAGAUCUCGCCAAUGUGAGAAAUCAGACUGAGAACCAGAUGAUCCUUGAGAGAACAGGUGGAGGAGGCUGGAUCGGCCUGUACAGAAACAGGGUUUGGUCUGACAAACAAAUGACCAGUUAUGAAAACUGGAAACCAGGCAUUCCUUAUUCACCAGCGCAGCCAGAUAAUGAUUAUGGGGAGUGGGGUUCACCUCACUGUACUGCUGUUUCAUUCAAAGAUUCUGGCCGAUGGACCGAUGAGAACUGCUUUUCCAGCAUCCAUUUCUUCUGCUACAACAGAACCUGCACACAAUCUUCAUGCACCCGUCACUAUCACUUUGUAUCGGAGAAUAAGACCUGGUUUGAAGCUCAGAGAUUCUGCAGACAGAAUUACACUGAUCUGGCCACCAUUGAUAACAUGGAGGAAAUGAACAGGCUGAUCAACACAGUUAAUGGGAGUUACAAUGGUUCUGCCUGGAUUGGACUGUAUGGUGAUAUAAACAGCUAUAGAUGGUCACUGGAUAAUGCAGCGUUAGGAGAUCAUAAAAGGUGGCGUGGCCGACAUCCAAGGAACAUAGGUGGACAGAGUCUGUGUGUGAAUAUGAACACACACAAUGGUUUAUGGAGUGAAACUCCAUGCUCCAACUUGUCUCCUUUUGUUUGUUAUGAUGGAAGAGAAAAUGUCAGUACAAAUUAUGUGUAUGUUAACCAAUUAAAAACCUGGACUGAAGCUCAGAGUUACUGCAGAGAGCAUCACACAGACCUCAUCAGUAUCAGGAAUGAGAAUGAAAACCAUGAGUUCCAGCAUUUGUUCAGGAAUGACUUUUAUUCCUCUUUUUGGAUUGGACUGUACAGAACGAGAUCUUGGUCAGAUCAGAGCAACUCUUCAUUCAGUAACUGGGGGAUUGGACAGCCAGAUAAUGCUGCAAACAGUGAAUUCUGCACUACAGUGUCAUUCAGUGACUCUGGGAGCUGGACAGAUGAAAACUGUGAUACUGCAUUUCCUUUCAUUUGCUACAGUGUGUCAUCUUUGACAUCAUCCCGUCAGUAUCACUUUGUGUCUGAGAAUAAGACCUGGACUGAAGCUCAGACAUACUGCAGACAGAAUUACACUGAUCUGGCCACCAUUGAUAACAUGGAGGAAAUGAACAGUCUGAUCAACACAGUUAAUGGGAGUUACAAUGGUUUAGCCUGGAUUGGACUGUAUGAUGAUUUAAACAACAACAGGAGAUGGUCAUUGGAAGACAAUGAUUUUUAUCAGGAAGGAGAGAGAGAUUUCAGGAAUUGGUAUCAUGAACUGAACAACUAUGGUGGAAAAGAAAUGUGUGUUUUCAUGUAUUGGGAUAUCUGGUUUAAAGAACCAUGUGACCUUCGUGUGGCAUUUGUUUGCUAUGAUGGUAGAGAAAACGCCUCUCAGAAGUAUAUCUGGGAAGGUACUGGAAGGACCUGGACUGAAGCUCAGAAAUACUGCAGAGAGAAAUACACUGACCUGGCCAGUAUGAGAGAUGAGACAGAAAGUAGACAGGUACUGAGUGUCUCACUUGGAAAUGUUGUAUGGAUUGGUCUGCACAGAAACAGACUGUGGUCAGAUCAGAGCAACUCUUCUUUCACAUAUUGGAGACAAAUGGUCAGCUUUGAAGCUGCUCAGCCAGAUAAUGGUUUUUACACACCAGGACAGAAUGGUACUCAACACUGCACAGCUGUGUCUUUACAACAUUUUGGCCAGUGGACAGAUGAACAAUGCUUCAACAGUUUGCCUUUCUUCUGCUAUAGUGGUUAUACGAUGGGGUUGAGAGUGGAAUUCACAAGUGUGGAAAGUUUGUCAAAGUCUCAGAUUGAAGACUUGGUGAUUAUAAAACUCCAAGAAGAAUUUAUAAGACAGGGACUUCCCAGCAACUUCACCAUGCAUUUGAGGAAGGAAAAAAAAAUUGUUCCAUGAGAGACGAGGACAGCGUUGUACAACAAAGAAAAUUGUUUUAGGUUUCAUGUUUUGAACUUCUGUUCUGCAAUGCUAAAAAGGUAUAUCUCAACUCCUGAUUUGACCAAUUCUAUCAUUUAAAAUAUAGAAUACGGAUCUUAAUUGUAAACAAUCCAGUUUAUUUUCUUUUUAGUGAUGUUUUUGCCUCUUUUCUUUUUUUCAAAACUCUCUUGCCAUUAUGUGCUUUAUUUGCGUAAGCAUUUGCAAUGAUUUGUUGUAUACAAUUUAAUAAACUUCAAAAAAAUGUGUGCAGCAUGUAUACUGUAUGCAGUCAUUCUGUAUAAAUUCCUGCAGAUCUACUGCAUUUGUCAAAAUUUGCAGUAUUAAA